Rubroshorea leprosula is the source of this 595-nucleotide messenger RNA. The record is from the annotation of a GenBank genome assembly. Lineage: Eukaryota; Viridiplantae; Streptophyta; Magnoliopsida; Malvales; Dipterocarpaceae.
AUUAUGAAGUUCACCUUAUUAGAGAUUGUUAGAUCAAAGGUAAGUACCUGCUCCUCUUCUCUACCAGUUUUUGCAGCAACGUUAAAUUGUCAGAAAUGUGUGGUGUCUACAACUCCAGCGAUUCAUUUGAGAUCUUUGGAAAACUUUCAACCUUCGACGGGAUUGUGCUCUUCAUCGGUGUCCCAGCCGUCUUGAUCUUCAUAAUCCUGGUGGUUUGCAUCUGCCAUCCCCGCAGACCCCGCUCCUCCAACGCCAACCUGACUCACACUGGCUCCAACGGCGUCUCAAUUACCGUAGAAGGAGGCCGUGACAAGGAGAUUCUCCACGGCUGCUCCAAACUCCUUUAUUCACAAGCAAAGCUACAGAAAGCCGAUUGCUCUUCGAGUUGUUCCAUAUGUUUGGAUGAAUACAGGGAUGCAGAUAUGCUGCGGCUGUUGUCUGGUUGUGGCCAUAUUUUUCAUCAGGGGUGCGUCGACCCUUGGUUGAUGCUGCAUCCUACCUGCCCUGUUUGUCGGAACUCACCACCGUCGACUGCUCCAAACAAGUGAUGCCAUUGGCCAUGUCCGAUGUAAGAUUAUAAAUUUAUAGAGUUGAA